Penicillium daleae is the source of this 1401-nucleotide messenger RNA. RefSeq names its product Methionine aminopeptidase. Gene Ontology annotation, biological process: proteolysis. Gene Ontology annotation, molecular function: metalloaminopeptidase activity. NCBI's taxonomy places the organism in Eukaryota, Fungi, Ascomycota, Eurotiomycetes, Eurotiales, Aspergillaceae. Bases 1 to 1401 code for a protein of 466 amino acids. The record is from RefSeq and is a predicted model, not a curated record. The transcript has 6 exons.
AUGGGCUCCAAAACACUUGAAAACGAAGGCCCCAACGGCGGCAGUGAGCCGUCGAGCCCAAUCAACGCAAAUGCCACCGGUGGAGAGCCACGCGGAGCGCAUCUGUCCCGCGACGGUGACGGUAGCCUUGGAGAUGACGGCGACGAUGACGGAGAUGAUGACAAUGAGGCCGGCGUUGCUACCAUAUCGCUGACAGGCCAGCCUGCACCGGAGACCACCUCCAAGAAGAAGAACAAAAAGAGAAAGAAGUCAAAGAAGAAGACUUCAUCAGUGAAGCAGUCGUCUCCCCCACGUGUCCCGUUGGAUGACCUCUUUCCUUCCGGCCAGUACCCAGUUGGUGAGAUCCAAAGUUAUGCACCGGUGGACAAUACUGCCCGCACCACUUCCGAGGAAAUUCGAUACAACAGCCGCACUCAUCUCGAAGAUGACAGCUUCCUGAAUGACUACCGGAAGGCGGCCGAAGUACACCGUCAGGUUCGGCAGUGGACCCGGGAGACUGCUCGCCCCGGGAAGACCCUCACGGAGAUUGCCGAGGGCAUCGAUGACGGCGUGAGGGCUUUACUUGGCAACGAUGGACUUGCGCCUGGAGCAGGCCUUGUUUCUGGCCUGGGAUUUCCCACAGGCCUAGCGCUGAAUAAUUGUGUUGCUCACUACACGCCGAAUCCGGGCCAGAGGGAGAUUGUCCUCCAAUCCAGCGAUGUCAUGAAGGUCGACUUUGGAGUUCAUAUCAAUGGUUGGAUUGUCGACAGCGCAUUCACCAUGUCAUUCGAUCCGACCUAUGACAACCUGCUCGCUGCCGUCAAGGAUGCCACGAAUACCGGCAUCAAGAAUGCUGGAAUUGACGUCCGAAUCAGCGAUGUCAGUGCCGCCAUCCAGGAGGCGAUGGAAAGUUACGAGGUCGAGAUCAAUGGGAAGAUAUACCCCGUGAAGCCCGUGCGAGACCUCUCCGGCCACAACAUCAAACAGUACCAGAUCCACGGUGGAAAAUCUAUCCCAUUCAUUAAGACCAAGGACCAGACAAAGAUGGAGGAAGGGGAGAUCUUUGCCUGUGAGACAUUUGGCUCUACGGGCAGGGGCUCGACCGUCGAAGGUCCUGGCGUCUACGGGUACGGAAAAGACCCCCACGCGCCGAAGAAGAUUACCUCGCACCUGGCCUCGGCUCGAUCUCUCUACCAGAAGAUCAACGAGAACUUUGGCACUCUCGUGUUUUGCCGUCGAUAUCUCGAAAGGCUCGGUGUUGAGCGGUAUCUGGCAGGAAUGAACAACCUCGUUUCGCAAGGCGUGGUUGAAAUGUACCCGCCUUUGAUGGACAUUGAAGGGUCAUACUCGGCGCAGUUUGAACAUACCUUCCUGCUACGCGAAUCGGGUAAGGAAAUUAUUAGUCGCGGAGAUGACUACUAA